This is a messenger RNA of Aspergillus versicolor CBS 583.65, 2805 nucleotides long. RefSeq lists its product as uncharacterized. The transcript is spliced from 5 exons. Gene Ontology annotation, cellular component: proteasome regulatory particle, lid subcomplex. Lineage: Eukaryota; Fungi; Ascomycota; Eurotiomycetes; Eurotiales; Aspergillaceae. Gene Ontology annotation, molecular function: structural molecule activity. Gene Ontology annotation, biological process: ubiquitin-dependent protein catabolic process. The coding region runs from base 1 to 2805 and encodes 934 amino acids. The record is from RefSeq and is a predicted model, not a curated record.
AUGGCUCCUUCCUCUGAGGCCGCUCAGCGGAUAGAGGAAGCUCGAGCUCUCGCAAAGAAAGAUCCUAAGAAAGCUGAGGCUACCUACAAAGACAUUCUUGCCAAAGGCCCUGGGUCCUCCGAAAAGUCGUCGCGUGACUACGAAAAUGCGUUGAUCGGAUUGGGAGAGCUCUACCGGGACGAGAAGAAGCCGCAGGAGAUUGCAGACCUGAUCAAAACAAGUCGGGAUUCUUUUUCGUCGUUCGCCAAAGCAAAGACAGCGAAGCUAGUACGCCAGCUGCUCGACUUGUUUAGUGAGAUUCCCAACACCCUUGAUAUUCAAGUUUCCGUCAUCCAAUCCUGCAUCGAGUGGGCGGUAGCCGAACGGCGGUCUUUCCUUCGACAGAACCUCGAGACUCGGUUGGUGGCCAUAUACAUGCAAAAGCAGAGCUAUUACGACGCUCUUAACCUGAUCAACUCACUUCUCCGGGAGUUGAAACGCCUCGAUGACAAACUCAUGCUAGUUGAAGUGCAGUUGCUGGAGUCGCGGGUAUACCAUGCGCUUGGAAACCAAGCCAAGGCUCGUGCUGCAUUGACCGCUUCACGGACUUCGGCUGCUUCUGUCUACACACCUCCAAAUCUACAAGCUAGCCUGGAUAUGCAGAGUGGUAUGCUACAUGCCGAGGACAAAGACUUCAACACCUCAUACUCCUACUUUAUUGAGGCUCUAGAAGGCUACAGCUCCCUGGACGAGGGAGAGAAGGCGACAGCGGCUCUCCAAUACAUGCUGCUUUGUAAGAUCAUGCUGAACUUGGUGGACGACGUGACAACCCUCCUAGGCUCCAAGCAAGCCCAGAAAUACGCCAGCCCACGACUUGAGGCCAUGAAAGCAGUUGCGCGGGCUCAUGCCAACCGCUCGCUUGAAGAGUACGAGAAGGCGCUCUCGGAUUAUCGGUUUGAGCUAGGAAGCGAUGUGUUCAUCCGUAAUCACCUUCGCCGACUCUACGACGCUAUGUUAGAACAAAACCUCAUCAAGGUCAUUGAACCAUUCAGCCGCGUUGAAUUGGAUCAUGUUGCCAAGAUGGUGGGGUUGGAUACACAGCAGGUGGAAAGGAAGCUUUCGCAGAUGAUUCUGGACAAAGUAAUCAUUGGAGUGUUAGAUCAAGGCGCGGGAUGCUUGAUCGUAUAUGACGAAACCGAGCGCGAUCAAGGUUACGAUGCCGCACUGGACACCGUUGCGAAACUCAAAUUCGGCAUCACCAAAUCUAAUAAUUCCGCUUUUUCUCGUCCUUGCCGAUUGCCAAUUAUGAACGCCCCCCCGGUGCCGCCCGGCUACAGUCGUGGCUUCCCCCAGGGCGCCCAGCGUUCUCCUGCCACGCCUCGUCGCGGACCUCAAGCUCCAGGUGGUGCGAUGCCCGUUCCGAUGCCCCAACACGCCAUGCCCCCUCAGUACAUGGCGCCUCAGCGUAACCUACAGCACCAGAACGAUGCCGCCCUUCGCCGCAGCCGCAAGCCUACAGACAAGAAUAUUCCCGAUGGUGUCGACGAUGUUAUCGUUGGAGAAGGUGUACAGCAGUAUAAAAGCUUACGCGACCUGGAAAAGCGUCUAGAUGCGGCUAUUGUGCGGAAGAGGUUGGACAUCCAGGACUCGAUCAGCAAAACAGUAAAGAAAUACCGGACGAUGCGAAUCUGGGUCUCAAAUACGGUGGAGAGCCAGCCCUGGCAGACGGGCCAAAAUGGCGCUAUUCCAGGAACCACUCCUGGUUCUGGCCGUUACAAGGUGCAGAUAGAGGGUCGGCUGUUGGAUGAUGACAGCGAUCUUGCGGACUCAGACAGCGAGGGUGAAGACGAUGCCAAAGAGAAUGGGGAUGCAAUGGAAGAGGACGGUGCCGAUGGCAAAAAGUCAACUCCUAAGCGGUCGAAGCAGCGCUUUUCACAAUUCUUCAAAACGAUCACCAUCGAUUUCGACAAGUCCCCCUCAACAAGCUCUGACGAGACGAAGACCAUAACUUGGGCAAAGCCCCAAUUACCACCAAGCACCACCAACCUACCGCCCAACGCAGACUUUGAUAACAUUCAAUUCUCCCGUGCAUCGCAGGAAAAUUUGAAUGUUACUAUCAGCCUUGUCAGGGAUGAAACCCCCGAACGCUAUAAGCUGAGCAAGGAGCUGGCUGAGGUGCUUGAUGUUGAGGAAGAGACCAGAAGCGGGAUUGUUUUGGGUAUCUGGGACUAUAUCCGCGCCAUGGGACUACAGGAAGACGAGGAGAAACGGCUAGUACGCUGUGACGAUCGUCUACGAGCCAUUUUCGGUCGAGACCAGAUGUUCUUCCCUCAAAUCCCGGAAAGCAUUGGCCCUCACACUAGUCCUCUUGACCCCAUCAAGCUACCUUACACAAUCCGUGUGGAUGAAGAUUUCCACAAAGAUCCCACACCGACUGUCUACGAUAUUCAAGUCGCUGUCGAAGAUCCUCUUCGGUCAAAGAUGCUAGCUCUAACUCAAAACCCUCAGUACACUGCUGGUAUGCGCCAAAUCACUCAGCUGGAUGACCAGGUCUCCCUCAUCGUCCAAGCCCUCACACAUUCACGGGCGAAACAUUCCUUCUUCACUGCACUUAGCAAAGAUCCUGCCGCAUUCGUACGUCGCUGGAUCAACUCUCAGCGCAGAGACCUCGAGACGAUUCUCGGCGAAGCUACUCGUGGUGGUGGCGAGGACGCCAGUGGACCGGAGUUUCGACGUGGUGGUUCAGACAGCGUUUGGGACACGGUUGUUGCUCAUGAGGCGGUGCGGUACAUGCUUGCUAAACCGGAGGCUGUUAUGGGUCGGUGA